AUGGGUCCUAAACGAAAACUUCAUGCUCAUUUGAAGGCUAUGCGGAAAAAACGUUUAUCAACAGCAAAUUCUGACGAUCAACAUCAGGAAUUUUCGGAUAAUGAACAAGAAGAAAUGGAAGUUGACGACGGUGAUCGGAGUGAAGCACUGAGUUUUGAAGACAGAAUCACAAUAAACGAUAUGGCCGAUCUGUUCGAAUUCUGCAAAUCCAAAUGUCACAUAAGGUACCUUAGUGUGUUGAUCUAUACAAGUUUGAGAAGUCUUGGUGUCAGCUGGAAUAAGUGCGAGGCUUUCUUACAAGAUAUCGGAGCACUGAAGGCAAAAGCGGCACACAGAUGGGCUAAAGUACUUAUUUCUGGUGAUAUAGAGGAGUUCCAGGGCGAGAAUAGUGGUGGUAAACACACGGCUGAAUUCUAUGAUUACUUCCCUGAUUUGAAAGAUGCUGCAAAAGAGUAUACAUUUGAGAGGUGUUCACAGAAGUCAGCCGACUUUACAGCCAUUGAUCUAGCUAAGUUCAUUGAUAAACAGUUUUAUGAAACAAUGUAUGGCGCAAAAGGUAUGCUAUUAGUGUAUUAAAAUAAGUACCUCUCUGCUAUAAUUCUAAAACCCAAUUUCUACUCCAGAUCCUGAUAGCCCCUUGAUUCGAUCUGUGACGUCGUGUCGUUUGGAUCUUCGCCGUUGAAGGGCUCGAUUCAAAGAGAACACGCAACGGCCCUAUUUCGAGGGUCAUGAACGUCUGGAUGUUGUGAAACACCGCGAGAAAUUCAUCAAUUACUUUCUUGAUAGAAAGAAUUUCUACUACACUAUCACAGACGGAGACAAACCUUUAUGGCAAAUUCCCACCCAAAAUCCACCAUGUAUUUUACUAUGUGAGUAGCUCAGUUUAUUUAGUUUAUAAGAAAAGUCUAAAAUAUCUUGACUUCAUUUUAGUUCAUGACGAAAGUACAUUCAAGAGUGGUGAGGUGUCGGCCAAACGGUGGUUCAUUAGAGAUGAUGCUCCUUUCCAUUCGAAAGGAAGAGGACGAUCGAACAUGAUCAGUGAUUUCAUAGUUCAGCACAGUUCAGGGCCUUUCUUCAGUCUUUCUCAAGAUGAAUAUGACAAGGCAUUGCUAAAAUAUCCACAGUUGAAAAGUAAGCUUCCACUGAAUCAUCAAUAUCUUUGCCGAAGAGCAAAUCUAAAUUUAAUAUCUCUACUUAGCUGAUACUGAUGUCGACUAUGUUGAGCGAACUGCCACUGCCUCAAUCCAUGUCGGUCAAGAUUCAUACUUUGACAACUUCAUAAUCCCCGAACAGUUCGAACGUUUAUUUCAACUGCUCCAAUUCAAAGAAGAGUACAAAAACCACACCAUCGAAAUCGUUGUCGACAAUGCUCGUACUCAUACGGCCAAGCCAUAUAGUCUAUCAGAUUUCAACAAAAGCAUCGAAACCAAGUGUCCUGUCGACAAGAUCGAGUACACAGAUGAAAAUGGAAUCGUACAAAUCCUGCACUGCUACUUUCAAAGUGGUCCAAAUAAGGGGAAGAGCAAGGAUCUUGAUGAGAUUGCCAGGGAGUUGAUAGUCAAAGUACCCUCAAAGAUUAAACCCGACGACUUGCGAGUUCUUUUGGCCGAUCCUCCAGCCUUUAAGACUGUAAGAAAUUAUUUUUGAGUCAACAGUUCAAACUAUCACAGAACCCUCUCUCCACAGGUUUCACGUUCAGAGCAACUGGCCGCAAAGUAUGGUGUGGUAAUUCGGUGGUGUCCUAAGUUUCACUGUGAGCUCAAUGUCAUCGAAGGUCUUUGGUGUUCACAAAAACUCUUCAUUCGUCGAAAGACGGAUCAAACAUAUAAUACAAUGUUCAAACUGAUCAUCGAGUCAAGAGAGAACUUUCGUCAGAAAGACAUAUCGAUGAAACUUCUACGCAGAUUCUGGCGGUGUUUGCAGGCGUACAAGGAUGGACAAACUUAUGCAGAAGUCAUGAAGAUGUUCUUCAGUACAAAAUGCGAAGGAAGAGUUCAAAGUCAUACACGGAUUAGCAACAGUGGUUUAGGCGUUUAGAUAGUGAUUUGAGACGGUGAUCAUCUGAUUUUCAUUGAAGACUGUGAUUUUAAUUUUGUCUAAAGCUAGGAAAUAAAUCACGCCCUAGCUCUCCACAAAAACUAUUUGUCUUCCUACCCUAAAUGAAUGCCUAAACUCUAGUGACCCAAGAAUUAGUCACUAUUCUACCAAAAAACUUUCAAAAACCUUUCAGAAAUCCUCUAGAGAUCUCGGCAGUAUGCCCAUAAAAUUCGCUAUGGUUUUUAAUCUAUUUGAGAAUAUUCAGGCUUCAUUUCGAGCAAAAGUCGAAAAAAGACAAGGAAAAGCCUUGCCCGUUU
This is a messenger RNA of Didymodactylos carnosus, 2354 nucleotides long. The record is from the annotation of a GenBank genome assembly. NCBI's taxonomy places the organism in Eukaryota, Metazoa, Rotifera, Eurotatoria, Philodinida, Philodinidae.